Sinocyclocheilus rhinocerous is the source of this 747-nucleotide messenger RNA. Its product is annotated as zinc finger protein 135-like. Gene Ontology annotation, molecular function: DNA-binding transcription factor activity, RNA polymerase II-specific; RNA polymerase II cis-regulatory region sequence-specific DNA binding. The record is from RefSeq and is a predicted model, not a curated record. The transcript is spliced from 2 exons. The annotation marks the transcript as partial. NCBI's taxonomy places the organism in Eukaryota, Metazoa, Chordata, Actinopteri, Cypriniformes, Cyprinidae. Gene Ontology annotation, biological process: regulation of transcription by RNA polymerase II.
UUCACCUGCACUCAGUGUGGAAAGAGUUUGACAAACAAAUAUAAUCGUGAUAUUCACAUGAGAGUUCAUACUGGAGAGAAACCAUUCACAUGUGAUCAGUGCGGGAAGAGUUUCUUACACUCAUCACACCUCAAAGAUCACAUGAACAUCCACACUAAAGAGAAACUGUACACAUGUGAUCAAUGCGACAAAACAUUUUUGAGGGCUUCAGUCCUGAGGUCACACCUGAAAGUUCAUACAAAGGAGAAGCCACAUUCAUGUCAUUUGUGUGGAAAGAGCUUUUCACAUCUACAAAGUUUGAAAGAACAUCAGAAAAUACAUACUGGUGUGAGAGAGUACAUGUGCUUUGAGUGUGAGAAGACUUUUACUUCAGCGAGCCAUUUAAAACUGCAUGAGAGGAUCCACACUGGAGAGAAACCUUACAAGUGUUCACACUGUGACAAGAGAUUCAGUAAUUCAUCAAGUCGGAAAACCCAUGAGAGGAUUCACACUGGAGAGAAACCUUACAAGUGUUCACGUUGUGACAAGAGAUUCAGUCGGUCAGCACAUUUAAAAACACACCAGAAGAUUCACACUGGAGAGAAACCGUACAAGUGUUCACACUGUGACAAGAGAUUCAGUAAUUCAGGACAUCUGAAAACACAUGAGAGGAUCCACACUGGAGAGAAACCAUACAAGUGUUCAUACUGUGACAAGAGAUUCAGUCGGUCAGCAACUCUGAAAACACAUGAGAGGAUUCACAUUGGA